GUAUCUAAACAACUUUUGCCCCAAUCCAAAUUCGCACUCUCUCUCUCUCUCUCUCUCUUCCAGUCUCAAACCAAACUCUCUCUCCCAUCUAUGGCUUCCCUCAGGCGCAGAACCAUGGCUCCAAAGCCUCGUCCUGUCUCUUCGAAAUCGAAACGGGAGGAUUCUUACACCGACACCUGCUGUGAGGAAUGCGGCUCCGGCGAGAGCCCGUCCGAGCUGCUUCUCUGCGACAAAUGCGAUUGUGGGUUUCACCUCUUUUGCCUCAGGCCCAUCCUCGCUUCCGUCCCCAAAGGCUCCUGGUUCUGCCCCUCGUGUUCGGACCACAAGAAAAAACCCAAAAGUUUUCCUCUUGUCCAAACGAAAAUUGUUGAUUUCUUUCGAAUUCAAAGGUCUUCAGAACCAAUACAGAAGAUAAGUCCAGGUACAGAUAGUCGAAAGAGAAGAAAGAGAACAAGUAUUUUGAAGGUGUCAAAGAAGAGAAGAAAGUUGUUGGCGUUUAACCCAUGUGAAGAUCCAAUAAGGAGAUUAGAACAAAUGGCUUCAUUGGCCACGGCAUUGACAGCAACCGGUGCAGAUUUCAGAAAUGAACUUACUUAUGUGCCUGGCAUGGCUCCUAGAUCAGCAAAUUGUGCAGCUCUGGAACAAGGAGGAAUGCAGGUUUUGCCUAAAGAGGACAUGGAAACCCUGGACUUGUGCAAGAACAUGAUGGAGAGAGGGGAGUGGCCACCCCUCAUGGUUGUUUUUGAUCCUAGAGAAGGAUUCACGGUAGAGGCAGAUAGGUUCAUCAAGGAUUUAACUAUAAUCACGGAGUAUGUUGGAGACGUCGAUUACUUGGAAAAUCGUGAAAAUGACGAUGGCGAUAGCAUGAUGACACUUAUUUCAGCUGCGGAUCCUUCAAAAAGCCUAGUCAUCUGUCCAGACAAGCGUAGUAACAUUGCUCGAUUCAUAAAUGGCAUCAAUAAUCACACACCAGAUGGGAAAAAGAAGCAGAAUGUGAAAUGUGUGAGAUUCGAUGUGAACGGGGAGUGUCGGGCUUUACUGAUCGCAAGCAGAGACAUUCCAAAGGGAGAGAGGUUGUACUAUGAUUACAAUGGGUAUGAACAUGAAUAUCCAACUGAGCACUUUGUUUAGCCUCCUCCAAUCCUUGGCUAUUUGAUUAGGCUAUGACAAGCUAACUUUAUACCCCUUGUGAACCCUUCUCCUUAGUUUAUUCAAACUUUCCCAAGCACAAGAAUUACAAAGAAGACAAAGAAAUCUACUUGUUUGUGUCCUGCUAAUGUAAAUCAUCCUCAUUUUGGAUAACGACGAAUGUAAUCUUGAUUCAAAUCUGGUGAAACUGGGAACUUCAUAUUUGCAAUUCAAUCAUCUUAAUAGAAUUUACUGCUUCCA
Messenger RNA from Rhododendron vialii, 1389 nucleotides. Its product is annotated as histone-lysine N-methyltransferase ATXR6. The coding region runs from base 91 to 1131 and encodes 346 amino acids. NCBI's taxonomy places the organism in Eukaryota, Viridiplantae, Streptophyta, Magnoliopsida, Ericales, Ericaceae. The record is from RefSeq and is a predicted model, not a curated record. The transcript has 6 exons. Gene Ontology annotation, molecular function: protein binding.